CGCACCGUGCAGAGAUGGGCCCAACUUUGCCGGCCUAAACAUUAUUCCGGUUCCGUAACGUUCAAUGAAAGUGACCCCUUUCCCACUGUUGUGACUUAAGGAUGACCAGAUGUAGGUGAUUUUGACAAAAAAAAUUUACGUGACAGUGUCAGCCGAAAGUGGCCAUCUUCAAAGGAUUUUCCGAGUAUUCUGCAGGAUUCUCCACGUCAUGGCCCAGCACACGGGCGCACAUCAUCGCCCAUGGUGGGCAGCGGUAUUACUAAUGAUUAUGGUACAAAGCGCUCAAGGUCAGCAGUGUCCCUGGGCGGGCGCUGCUACCCUGCAGGCAUCCUGCGUUUGUGCCUUCAACCUCGCUAAAGAUCUGUCCGUCCAAUGCGAUCAGGUUGAUUUCCAAGCUCUUAUCGCAGCACUCAACAUCAGCGCCCGUAACAUAGAAAUAGACUUACUAUACAUAAACAACUCCACUAUCCCAGCACUUACCAACAACAUGUUUUCAAACCUCAAGAUACAUAAUCUACAGAUAUCUGGAUGUAAAAUAAGGAAAAUUGAAGAUGACGCCUUCAGAGGGCAAGGACCUUAUUUAAAAAAUUUAAAUUUGCAAGAUAAUGAGCUCACCGAGGUACCAGUAAAGGCCCUGAAAAUAUUGAUCAACCUCUCUUUGCUAGAUAUAUCUAAAAACCGCAUAACACAAAUUGAAAACCACGCCUUCAUUACAUUACGAAAACUAACAACUCUGAAGAUAUCUGACAAUAACGUUACAUUAGCAUCUCAUGCUUUGUCAGGAUUAGAAAAUUCUUUAAAAAACUUAAAUCUAAAGGGCACAAAACAGAAGAUAGUUCCUGGAUGUAUUAAAAAUUUGAGGAGUCUUGCUUUCCUUGAUCUGUCUCAAAACAGCAUUCGGGAAUUACCAGGACCUGAUGGUAGUAGCGUCUUUGAAGGAUUAAACUCUUUAACGGCUCUGAACUUGGAGAGAAACUUGUUAGUUCAACUUCGAGAAGACGCUUUUGCAGGAGUCAAACAUUCGUUAAGUUCUUUGAGUCUUCUGAACAAUCUGUUACCAGAAUUUCCAACGGCUGCAAUAAGCACUUUGACAGAACUGAAAGUAUUGGAUAUAGGGUUCAAUUUGUUAAAUAAAUUGCCCACAGAUGCAUUAUUAAGAAAUCCUUCAAUAACAUUGCUAGCGUUGGACGGUAACCCUUUGCCUACAGUACCAGAGGAAGCAUUUGUUCAUUUAAAUCACACAUUAAGAGGUUUGAGUUUAGGAGGACGAUUUCUUAACUGUGAUUGUCGACUACGUUGGAUUAUUGAAUGGAUUCGCAGUGGAGAACUGCAAGUGACUUCUCGCGAGAGAAAUCCUCAAUUUUGCGGCAACCCACCUCAAUUCCGCGAACGAGGCUUUUACAGCUUCGAACCGAGUGAGUUAACCUGCGAGCAUGAAAGUACUUUAAAACCGGCUGCGCAUUCUGCAGCUACAAACGAGCCAAACAACUGGAAAACUACUCAGACGCCCUCAUCCACUACCAUCGCUCAAGUAACUGAGAGUUCAACUACUGCCCCAACAGUGCCUGUUACAAACAGUGAAGCAUCCAAGCCUGCUAUAUUGCAGACAACCACAAGUACCGUUAGACCCAGUCGUGUGCCAUCUUUGCGGCCAGCAGCACCGACCUGGCGGCAUGCGCCACACCAACGGCCACCACUCGUCAUGAAUUUCCCACAACAAAAACGAAAAGUCGACGAUUCCAAUGAAGUAGUUGUAAAGAAUGCAUACAGACAAGACAAUUCCGUCAUCAUCCAAUGGGAUUCCGAUGUGGCAAACAUUCUCGGCUUCCGCGUCGUAUACAGACUGUUUGGUGACAAAAGCUUCAAACAAGGACCACCGCUAGAUGCUAGCGAAAGAGAAUUCAAAAUAAAAAACGUCCCUUCUCAGGAAUGUAUCGUGGUCUGCGUAAUCUCCCUGGAGGAAGUGGAUGUGAGUCCUGAGUCGGUGCCGUACUCCCAGUGCCGAGAGGUGCGUACGGUGUCGGCGGCGGCGUCUAACAUGGACAAGAUUACGAUUGCUGCUUCGGCCGCCAUUUGCGGCACCAUUGUAGUGGCCGUGCUGGUGUUCGCGGCAGCGUCGCGACGCCGCUCGCGCACCGUGCAUCGGCUACACACGCAACUACCGGAAAAACUACCUAAUCCGUGCUGCGGUGGACUGACCGGCACGCCGAGCCCCAGCGGUCCACUGUCUUCACUAGCCACUCUCGGCGCCUUCGGAAAGCAGCGUGAGUGGGAUCAAGUGUCAGCUUAUAGCGCACGUUCGAUCCCGCGAGCACGAACUUACACAGAUCCGGCUCCCGUGGACCCGCUGCCCGGUCGGCCCGGACGCGCGCGUUCGCUCGCUGACGGCCAGUCGCAACACAGCUACUCGCAGUCGGGCCGCUACGGCGUGCCCGGCUAUCCGGGCAGCCUCCUCGGAUCUAGAGCCGAUCUUCGGCAAUCUCGACAAUCUCUGGGCGCGGCAUCGGAGCGCGCUUCACGCCUGUCCCUAAGCGGCGCGGCGGGAGGCGCUACCGGCGGCACAGCAGGCUCGCGGCGGCGUCCAAGGUCGCGCUCACGCCCCGCCAGUAGAUACAGCGUAGGCUCCCUUGGAAUGGGGUACUGUGACACCUCAGAUAACUGGACCGACCACGACAUGGAUAUCUAUAUGGCGCGGAAUCCGACGACGCGUGGUGGACUGGUCCCGUUAUAGCGCGCGAGCGGGGCGGCGCGACGCAGCGCGGGUGCGACAGGGAGGGGCGCGGGGACGUUGAGUGCGCAUUUCCCGCCAGCACUGAGGGACGUGACCUGCACUACGUGCUCCGCACAUGAGCGGCCACAUGGACACGGACACGGGCACGCGCGCGCGCACCGGCACCACCGCCGUCGCUCCGCCGCAACUACCGGCGCCACACGAUCUGGCUUGGCUGCGCGCGCCGACCCUACCUGGGAUGCUCUCAAAGGAGCAGGUAAAUCCGGUCGCAGUCGAUGACUGAUGUUGUAUGUUUGUAGUGUACUCUUACGUUAAAGACGUUCUCUAACAUGUGUAACACUAAAUUGCAUAGGCGACAUCGGCGUUAAUUUUCAGUUAUUCCCCGCUAAAAUAGCGGGUUUAUUCAUUCCAUAACGAAUUAGUGCAAUAAUGCAAAUAGUACUUAGGUUAAGAGAUAGGCAAUUACAUUAGGUGUUCCCUCUUAACCGAUAUUUUGAGAGGAAACAUCUUAAUAAAUAUUAGAACAGAGUAAUUCAAAUAUUUCAUUAAAAACGAUAAAUAGCUUGAAAGUUAUUUAUUCGUUUCGCUGCGGUGCUAUAGCGACAGGUUUGGUUAGUGAAAACUAGUCACAAAAUGUUUUCUGUCCAUGAGCAUCAAUGAAUUAGCCACAUAAUCUAUUAAAACCUAUAUGCAAAUUUGACUAUUUUGUACUAAGUAGACACUCAAAGUGUCAAAUAUUACCACUGAUAAUAUAGAUUUGUUAAGUAUAUAUUUGUUUUUAUUAUUAGUAAGUUACUUUUUAACAUGUAUAAUUAUUAAGUUCUAAAAGUUGUAUAUAUUAGAUAAAAAAGUUUCAAAUUAUAUACAAAUAAUAUUUUAUAGUAUC
Messenger RNA from Hyposmocoma kahamanoa, 3617 nucleotides. RefSeq names its product leucine-rich repeat and immunoglobulin-like domain-containing nogo receptor-interacting protein 1 (gene haf). Bases 209 to 2731 code for a protein of 840 amino acids. NCBI's taxonomy places the organism in Eukaryota, Metazoa, Arthropoda, Insecta, Lepidoptera, Cosmopterigidae. Gene Ontology annotation, molecular function: protein binding. The transcript is spliced from 5 exons. The record is from RefSeq and is a predicted model, not a curated record.